AUUAAAACUCGUGCUAUACCAAUCUUUGAGAAAACACAUCCAGGCAUGAUAGCUGUAUUUGCCUUUGAUAAUUCUUCUAGUCAUGCAAAAUUAGCUAAUGAUACUCUUAAUGCAAUGAAUAUGAAUCUUAAUCCUGGUGGUAAACAGCCAAUUAUGCGUGAUACAAUAUUUAAUGGUCAAGUUCAAACUAUGGUAUUUCCUUCUGAUUAUUUUGAUGAAACACUUCAUGGAAAACCUAAAGGAAUGAAAAUAGUUUUACAAGAACGUGGUUUAUGGAGUUUAGGAUUAAAAGCUUUUUGUGGUAAAAAUAAUAUAAUAUUAGAAAAUCCAAGUUGUUGUGCACGUCAUAUUUUAGCUGCUCAAGAAGAUUUUU
This is a messenger RNA of Funneliformis geosporum, 373 nucleotides long. Lineage: Eukaryota; Fungi; Glomeromycota; Glomeromycetes; Glomerales; Glomeraceae. The record is from the annotation of a GenBank genome assembly.